Molecule: messenger RNA, 1338 nt
Organism: Diaporthe citri
Lineage: Eukaryota; Fungi; Ascomycota; Sordariomycetes; Diaporthales; Diaporthaceae
Exons: 2
Coding region: 1-1338 (445 amino acids)
Source: RefSeq, a predicted model, not a curated record
AUGGCUCCUUCGCCAGCUCCUCACGACCGAACAAGCUUCGGCGGCUCUCCGCCAGCAGUCACAUCCUCGAAUGCCUCGGCCCCCGCCCCUGCAUCCGUCUCUCCAUCUGCGCAGCGAACUGCCAUCUCGGCAACCCCCAGUGCGCCCGCACCACCUGCACCUCAGCAACACUCCAACCGGUCUGGCAGUGGCAGCCCUAAGGGUCAGGCUCAGGGAGCCGCAAAGUCCUCUCCUCCCAGCGCAUCUCGGACAGGUGGAGGCCCACCCAGGAUCAUCGUCAAGAAGGAGCCCGGCUCCCCCGACCUCGCAACAGCCCGCCACCGCCCUCGCAGACUCGAUUUGUCCCGGGGUGUGAACGUUGGCUCCGGCGCUGCGACUGCCCGGCCGCUUACGUCCCGAGAGAGCGGUGGAUUAGGUAUUCAGGAGAUGGGGCUGGCAUGUCUGUCCCCCGGUUUUGUCACCCAAGAUCCUGUCAUGAAGGAGCAAGUGCAACGGAGUUUGUCUGUCCGCGAGCAGCAGAGACACCUCAUCGAGGCACGACUGCAGCAGCAGUCGGCAAAGGGAGAUGGUCCGACAGACAAGGACAAGGAGCCACCGAGCGGAUUCGCAGCCAAGACACCGGGCAUGUCGCGCAGGAACAAGGCCCCACCAGGACUGUCCAUUGUCGCACCAUCGCACGAGAACUUCGCCAACGAGAGGGUCAUCCAAUCAGCGCCCCUCGGUCAGACAUUUACUGGCAUGAACAACCCGCAUCCUCUCACCCGCCACAUCGAGAACCGCCCCUCCAAGCUCUCGAACACAUCACACAUCCACCACGUGCCUGCCACGCAAACAAACAACAGACUACCGCCCAUCUCCGACGUCUUCGGGCACAACCUCCAUUCGGGUCACCCAGAGUCCACCGGACAUGCCAUGUACGCGCAGCACCAGAACGGCCCUCAGCCAGCUCGCUCGCCCGGCCACACCCACCAACCCCACCCUCCACCCACUGCUACCAGGCCGAGGGAGUACAAGUCGGCUGAGGAAGCUCAGCACGAGCUUGCUGGAGGACGUCCCGAGCUCCUGCCAAAGUUAGUCCACUACGGCGGCCACCAGCCACCAACCCCGCCAUCGCCCCUGCCAGGCGCGCAUAGAGUUGACGCCAGCCGAAGCACCAGCACCACGAAGCGACGCCGCGACGAGUACGAGGCUGGCGUCUCGCCCCCGCUGGGCAACGGCCGGCCAUCGGUCCGACGAGGUCCCUUCGGAGAGGGACGGGAUAGCCCCGACACACAGCGUGCCAAGAGGGAAGAGUUCCUGCGGAUCUGCGAGAGGGCUUGGGAUCUCUUCCACUCCUGA